AUGACCGACCUCCCCAUGAGAAACGGCGUCGACCCCGUCAAGGGUAUCAAAGCUACCUCCAAUGAUGGCAGCACGGCCGGGGGUGCCCUGCAAGUCGAGCGUCAUGACUAUAUCGACAUGGCUCCGACAGAUCGCGAACGCUCGCACUCUAUGGAGGGGUUCGACGAUAUCUAUACUGACAUUGUCGACUACAUCGUGCGCUGCACGCACCGAAUCUGGGAUGAGCGAGACAUUGGCUUAAUUUAUACCCACUAUACCCACAACUGUGUUCUCUAUGGCACCAUGGGCACCAUCUACGACCGCGAGUCCAUCGUGCGGGAUACCAUCCAGCGCCUUGUCACCUUCCCCGAGCGCCGUGGCAUGGCUACCCAAGUUCUAUGGAACGGUGACGAUAAGAAGGGCUUCUACACUUCCCACUUGGUUACUGGCACCGGCCGGCACACCCAGUACGGCCAUUUUGGCCCUGCCACCGGCAAGGUCUUUGUGUCGCGCACCAUUGCCGACUGCAUGAUCUACCAGAACCGUAUCUACCGCGAGUGGGUCGUCGCCGAUAACAUGGCGAUCGUCAAACAGCUGGGUCUAGACCCCAACACUCUCGCGUACGAUGCUGCCAAGGCCCUUUUCGACAAGGGAGUUGAGGCUAUCGACAUUGGCGAGAACCGCCGCCUUAUCGGCCAGCAAAAUCCGCAAUGGGAGGCGGAUACCGCCAUUGCAAACAAUGACCUCGAGGCCGAGACCCUCGUGUGGCUGCAUACCAUGUGGAACUGUCGCAUGUUCAGUCGCGUCGAGAAGCACUACGCCCCCAACUGCCAGUACCACGGUCCCAAGAUGGCUGAGCUGUACGGCCCUUCUGCGGUCCUGCACCAGCACCUGGGCCUGCUUGGCUCCAUUCCCGACGCUGCCUACAUGCCCCAGCACAUCCUUUCCACGCCUUGUGAGGAGGGUGGCGUCAAGGUUGCUGUCCGCUGGGUGAUGGAGGGUCACCACCUCGGAUACGGGCUACUAAGCGAGCUGGGGAAGCCCACUGGGAUCCGCCUCCAAAUUAUGGGCAUGACGCAUUACCACUACAAGAACGGCAAGAUUGUUGACGAGUGGAAUAUAUAUGAUGAGCUCUCUAUUCUCAUGCAGAUGAAGCUUGGCAAGCUGGUUGAGGAGGCUAAGAAAAAUCAGAAGUAA
This is a messenger RNA of Penicillium riverlandense, 1176 nucleotides long. Its product is annotated as nuclear transport factor 2 family protein. The coding region runs from base 1 to 1176 and encodes 391 amino acids. The transcript has a single exon. The record is from RefSeq and is a predicted model, not a curated record. Lineage: Eukaryota; Fungi; Ascomycota; Eurotiomycetes; Eurotiales; Aspergillaceae. Gene Ontology annotation, biological process: polyketide metabolic process.